Cantharellus anzutake is the source of this 696-nucleotide messenger RNA. RefSeq lists its product as uncharacterized. The transcript has 2 exons. Bases 1 to 696 code for a protein of 231 amino acids. The record is from RefSeq and is a predicted model, not a curated record. Lineage: Eukaryota; Fungi; Basidiomycota; Agaricomycetes; Cantharellales; Hydnaceae.
AUGCUCGACCUUCAAAUGAGACCUAGAAGGGUAGCUGGGACACCUUCCACUCUGCAGAAGGUCAAUAGGUCUAUGCAUACUCCUGUGCCAAAACCCAUGGCUGGAAACAGCCAGCUUAGCUCCCAUCAGGCUGAGCCAUUAGACAUGCCCUUGGCAUCUAAUUCCAGUCCUAAUCAGGCUGGAGCCAUGCCACUCCCCUCUGCACAUGGCAAGGUCAAUACCCAGGCAGAAGGACCAUCCCUUACGCCUGGGGAAGACCCCAAAGAGGUGUCGACAGGAGGCGAUCCAGUCCCAGAUGCAUCAGGUCAGCAGGCACCAGAACCAGUGCCACCUCUAGAUAAGCCACCUGAUGCAAACAUAAAAGAUGCACCAGAACCAGGUGCAUCAAACUUGCCCCAUCCAGACCCUGGAGACCCUCCAGGCCCAUCUGCAGGGCCUGAUCCCAUAGUCAUUGAGGCUAUGCACAAAAGUACAAUGGCAGAUCAUAACGAUUCAACUAUCAAUCUUCCCACAGGUGUGCCUCUAGGCACACCAAUUGCUCCAGAACCACCGCCUCCCAAUGGAGAGGGUAUCCAACCUGACCCCCCCCCCACUGCAGCUAGUGCACUUGGGACUGCCAUUCCCCUGCCCCCACUCAAAAGGACUGGGAUGAACUGUCAUGGCCGUGCAUUCUGGCCCAUUCCCCACCUGUCCUGA